AGUUUCGCUCCUUUUGAAUUGAUCAAAUACAACAUGGAGGAGGACGCACCCAUACGUGACAAACGAGGUCUGUGCAUCCAAGUCCAUCCUGGCGAGACGGGGCUGCUUGUCCCGAUCAAAAUCACUAAGGACACCCCUUUCCAUGGCUACGCGGGCGAUUCCCAGAACACAGAGAAGAAGGUCUUGAGGGACAUCUUGGUCAAAGGCGAUAACUUCUUCAACAGCAAUGAUGUCCUCAUGAUUGACCGUGAAAGAUUCACCUACUUCCAGGAUCGAGUAGGAGACACAUUUUGGUGGAAAGGUGAGAACAUGGCCAUGACAGAGGUGGAGGCCACUCUCGCCAUGGUGAACUUCAUCCAGGAGGUCAAUGUCUAUGGAGUGUCCGUGCUGGAUGAGCUGAAGUUACCGUAG
Molecule: messenger RNA, 411 nt
Organism: Tauraco erythrolophus (red-crested turaco)
Lineage: Eukaryota; Metazoa; Chordata; Aves; Musophagiformes; Musophagidae
Source: RefSeq, a predicted model, not a curated record